Molecule: messenger RNA, 1083 nt
Organism: Xyrauchen texanus (razorback sucker)
Lineage: Eukaryota; Metazoa; Chordata; Actinopteri; Cypriniformes; Catostomidae
Gene: fth1a
Product: ferritin, heavy polypeptide 1a
Exons: 5
Coding region: 249-782 (177 amino acids)
Biological process (GO): iron ion transport; intracellular iron ion homeostasis
Cellular component (GO): cytoplasm
Molecular function (GO): ferric iron binding; ferrous iron binding
Source: RefSeq, a predicted model, not a curated record
CCCCAGACUGUGAAUUCCAGAAUCGAUCUAGCUUUGAGGACAGAGUGAAGGUUACCUGCUUCAACAGUGCUUGAACGGCAACCGAUCUUUUGUCUUUCUACAUUAUUCAACAUUUUUGAUUCCAAUCAAAACCUAAAGUUUGAUUUAAAAACGCUUGCUUUGUAAAAAAACAAAUUUAAACGUAAACCAGCGUCGUUGACCAUCUGUGCUAAUAACAUCUGAAGAGCAGAAAAAUACUUUGAAGAAAAAUGACCUCUCAGGUGAGACAGAACUUCGAGGAGGCCUGCGAAGCGGCCAUCAACCGUCAGAUCAACAUGGAGCUGUACGCGUCCUACGUCUAUCUUUCCAUGUCGUACUACUUCGACAGAGAUGAUAAGGCUCUCAACAACUUUGCAAAGUUCUUCCUCCAUCAGUCCCACGAAGAGCGUGAACAUGCUGAGAAACUGAUGAAGUUUCAGAACCAGAGGGGAGGGAAGAUCUUUCUGCAGGAUGUGAAAAAACCAGAGAAGGAUGAGUGGGGAAGUGGUGUGGAAGCUCUCGAAUGUGCUCUGCAGUUGGAGAAAAGUGUCAAUCACUCCCUCUUGGAGUUGCACAAGCUCUCCUCUCAACACAACGACCCUCACAUGUGCGAUUUCAUUGAGACGCACUACUUGGAUGAGCAAGUGAAGUCCAUCAAAGAACUGGGCGACUGGGUGACCAAUUUGCGCCGUAUGGGCGCUCCCCAGAACGGCAUGGCAGAGUAUUUGUUUGACAAGCUCACACUUGGCAAGGAGAGCAGCUAAACCAUCCAUCUUUUGUUUGCUUUACAGAUUUGAUUUCUUGUAUAAGUUUGUCUUGCUUUACAUGCUAUCAAAUUCUAUUUCCUGUUGUUUAAUUGACUGGUUUACCCACACCUCUAGUUUAAGCGGGAGAACAUGUUGGACUAUUUUGCGCUAUCAUGCUUUACUGUUUAAAAUUGUACUUCUUAUAAGCCAUGGCACUCUAUCUCUAUCUCAUUCGUGAUCUAACUUGCCUGCAUGUGAUGUGUGAUUCAUCAAUUAAAUUAUACUCCAACCCAAUAAAAUUGAUACCUCUGGGAUCUGA